Molecule: messenger RNA, 912 nt
Organism: Naegleria fowleri
Lineage: Eukaryota; Heterolobosea; Eutetramitea; Acrasida; Naegleriidae
Exons: 2
Coding region: 1-912 (303 amino acids)
Molecular function (GO): protein binding
Source: RefSeq, a predicted model, not a curated record
AUGAAGGAAUUACAACUCAAAGAAACUCCCUCACUCACUUUUAAUAACUUGUUGGUGCAUACAAAAGGAAAUUUAUUGUGCUACAUUUCGAAUGGAAGUAUUGUUACGAGAAGUUUAUCUGAAUUUUUUGCUGGAAAGGGAGAAGAGACCAUCAUUCCGAAUAUUUCCGAUUAUGAGGUCAAGCAUUUGGCAAUUUGUCUGAAUGGAAAAUGUUUGGCUGCCUCCUGCGACAUUGGAGUGUUGUUUUAUGACAUUUCAAGUUUUUCCCUGUUGUACUUUUACAAAAUUGAAGGAAAUGUCACCUUUUCUUUUGGUCCAAUAGCAAGUGACGAUGAUCGAGUUUAUGUGGGUGAUUCAUCUGGUAAUAUCACUUCUUUUGUCCUCCAAUCGAUGGAUGACAUCAAAUUUGAAUCUUCCGCAAAUAUUUCAACAGUGGCCAUUAGUGCUUUGCAAGUUUUCUCUGGUUCCAAACUUUGUGCAGGACUGGCCAAUGGAGACAUUGCCUUCAUUCACAAUCUUAACACGAUCAUUAAAUUGCACAAAAACAAAGUUGAAGCUCUCGAGUAUCCAUGUACAGGAAUUCAAAUCGUGAAGGAUGUUGCUGUCACAGCAUUUGGAAGCGGACACGUUCGAUUGUAUAGCUUGAAAAAUGGGUUCAACAAGAUGGCAGAAAUUGCAGCACAUUCGAAAGGAGUUUCUGCUCUUCAUGCAUGCGAAGAUAAGGGUAGUAUUGUUUUUGCAACUGCCAGUGAGGAUUGUUCCGUAUUCAUCUGGAAGUAUGACAUUGAAUUUUCAGCCAUUAAGGGCGAACGCAUUAAGGACUGCCUUCUCACUGGAGUACAGUUUGUGGACAAUAAUCGUGUGUUGGUCUCUUCCUUUGAGAAGAAAAGCUGCUAUUUAUUGGAAUGCUAG